Molecule: messenger RNA, 1215 nt
Organism: Ciona intestinalis (vase tunicate)
Lineage: Eukaryota; Metazoa; Chordata; Ascidiacea; Phlebobranchia; Cionidae
Source: RefSeq, a predicted model, not a curated record
AAAAAUGAACGAAACAUUAGAUUUCUAUGUUGGUCAAUCUAGCGAAGUCAUGGUGGUCACGCAUGAUUGAUUUCUACACAAAACUUUCGACAAUCGUUCAAACAAGAUGUUUCGCAACCAAUACGACAACGAUGUGACCGUGUGGAGCCCCCAAGGUCGGAUCCACCAGAUCGAGUACGCCAUGGAAGCUGUUAAGCAGGGGUCAGCCACCAUCGGGUUAAAAUCGAAAACCCACGCCGUGCUUGUCGCACUCAAACGCGCCCAAUCAGACCUGAUAGCUCACCAGAAGAAGAUCGAGAAAAUUUCGCCCCACAUCGGGAUCUCAAUAUCGGGGUUAACGUCCGAUGCGAGGUCGUUGGGGAACUACAUGCGCAGCGAGUGCAUGCACCAUGAGUUUCUAUUCAACACGAGGUUACCCGUGUCAAGACUCGUGGCUGCAGUUGGGGACAAAACCCAAACACCCACGCAACGAUACGGACGUCGACCGUUCGGGGUCGGAAUCCUUGUGGCUGGGUUUGAUGAGAAAGGUCCCCACAUCUACCAGACUUGCCCAUCAGCUAAUUAUUACAACUGCAAAGCUAUGGCUAUUGGUUCACGAUCACAAAGUGCUAGAACUUAUUUAGAAAGACAUCUCAAUGAAUUUGCUGAUUGCACCCCUGAGGAGUUGGUGCGACACGGGUUAACAGCGUUACGGGAAACCCUCCCGUCCGAACAAGAACUUUCGGUGAAGAAUUGUUCGGUGGCCGUGGUUGGGGAGGGACAGGACCUCGUGGUGUACGAGGACGAUCAAGUGUCGAUAUUCCUUGAUUUAUUGGAGGAGAAACGAUCGUCGAGGAACGAACCGGCUCCCCAACAACAAGAGGUUGGGCAAGUGGGGGAACUCCCGGGAUUGGUCCCCCCUGUGAGCGGUCAACCACGCGAAGACGAAGAACAACCGAUGGAUAUGUGAUGUCAUAAUAGGCUCGGAGGUCAAAAGUUCAAGUUUAUGUUUCAAAGACAAAAUACACGAUUUAUUCCGAUACAUUGGUAUUGCACAACAAUUUACAUAGAAAUCAUAUUAAUGUUGCGAUUCAAAGUCGAGGACGACCUUGUAAAACACGUAGGGAUGAUAUUCCUGGGUGCCGAGGGUUAAACCGGGAAGAAAAUCGUCCUGCGAGGAAAUUGAAGAUUAAUAUUUAUAAGUUGUGAUGUUGAAUAAAGCUAAAUGUAAACGGA